CGUUGACAGUGGCGAGUUUUAAAGUCAUUUUAGUACACAAUUAUAAUAAACUCCUCUCGAGCGAGAAGUAACGCUUGUGAGUUUCGUAGUUCCGUCUUCCAAUCCCAGCGCCCAGAACCAAACUCCUUUUCGUUCCAACCAAUGCCUAAUGCUUGCUAAAAGCCCCACCAGCUAUUGUUGGUAAUGAAACGGGCUGCCUCAUUUAUUGAUGAAGAAAUCGGUGAGGCUUUAAAUUCAUGAUUUCAAUAUUGAGAAGGCUAUCGAAACCAUCCCUCUACAUUACACAGAUCCCAAAACUCAUGGAAUCUUCGUCGGGCUCUUCUGGGUGCUCAAGAAGGCUAGACGCUUUGGCACAGCAACUCCGCCUUUACAAGCCGCCGCCAUUGUGGGAUGACAUAGAUGAGCCAAGCAGUGAGGAGAGCAAUGGAAAGGUUGUUUCUCAAGUGGGCUUCCCCGAAUCGGCCACCCCAAUUUCCCGAGACCCAGAGAGAUUCAGACCCAAGAAAGCGGCUGUGUUGAUCUGCCUUUUUGAAGGGAAGGAUGGCGAUCUUCGGGUCAUUCUCACCAAGCGAUCCACGAGGUUGUCUACUCACUCAGGUGAAAUUGCAUUGCCUGGAGGAAAAGCAGAGGAAGGAGAUGAAGACGAUGGGGCGACUGCGACGAGAGAAGCGGAGGAGGAAAUUGGUUUGGAUCCUUCGCUUGUAAAUGUUGUUUCUGUUCUUGAGCCAUUCUUGUCUAAGCAUCUCCUAAGAGUGGUUCCUGUUAUAGGCCUUAUGACUGACAGAAAUGCAUUCAUUCCCAGACCAAAUCCUGCUGAAGUGGAAGAAGUAUUUGACGCUCCACUUGAUAUGUUCAUUAAGGAUGAAAAUCGGAGAUCAGAGGAAAGAGAGUGGAUGGGAUGCAAAUACCUUGUUCAUUUCUUUGACUAUGAAACCGGGAAUAAGAAGUAUGUGAUAUGGGGUUUAACUGCCGGGAUCUUGAUAAGGGCUGCAUCAAUAGUACUCCAGAGUUCACCACCUUUUCUGGAGCAAAACCCUAUCUUCAAGGUUCCAAGGGUUGCAUCCAAAGAUACAAUUAUGUCUUAAAUUUGAGAUUUUAUUGUUCAACUGUGGUGUCGAAGUUGGACCUCAACUGAACUAAGAUUUUGAUGUUAAUGUUUGAUAUGAAUAAAAGGUAGAAGAUUCCAAAGAUUA
Molecule: messenger RNA, 1193 nt
Organism: Cucurbita maxima (winter squash)
Lineage: Eukaryota; Viridiplantae; Streptophyta; Magnoliopsida; Cucurbitales; Cucurbitaceae
Product: nudix hydrolase 15, mitochondrial-like
Exons: 4
Coding region: 237-1085 (282 amino acids)
Biological process (GO): coenzyme A catabolic process
Molecular function (GO): acetyl-CoA hydrolase activity; coenzyme A diphosphatase activity
Source: RefSeq, a predicted model, not a curated record